AUGCUUCGUAAUAACCUGGACCAAUGGUACGAGUACAAUACCUCUUUUGUAGAGAAAUUGCAUGGGAAGUACCCCAAUGAACAGUUGAAUGAAUAUUUGCAAACUACGAGUACGAAUUCCCUGAUAUCCAAUAGACAAAAUUCGGAGUGGGAUGAGCUUCCAAUGGAUUUGGAUUCCCAAUUGAAAUUGGAAUUUGCAUUGUACUUGAUUAAUGAAUCUGCUAACGGUUCUCUAAGUACUAAGGGAACUACUUUCUUACAAAAGCUUGGCUCGGUAGACGUUGACACGUUGAAAGAAUUAGUCCAAUUGGUACUAGAGAAUGAUAAAUCUUUAGCCAAUAAAAGCACUGAUGAGGAUGAGGGGAAAGUGGAACAGAUCACCUCCUACCUGAUCUCUAGCUCCAUUUCUAAAGGUAUCAAUUUGGCAUCAAUAGACAAUUCUUCCAACGAGGAGGGUGUACAUGAUCCAAUCUCAUUUUGUAAGAAAAACAUCGACAUCCUGUUGGAUGCAUACCCACAGAAUUCAAGCAGUUCUUUGCAACACGCGCCCCUUUCUACCUCAGAAUUGGAACUUAACGAUAUCUCAAAACAACAGGACCUACAAACGGCUAUCACGGAUUUACAACUUGCAUACAAGUUCUUGAAAUCGAAAUAUGAAAAUGAUAGAGAUGAAUACCAGGCGACUAUAGAAACUCUGAACAAGACUAACAAAGAGCUUUCUGAAGAGCUCUUACACUAUCAUAGUAAGUUGAAGGAGCGCGAGGAGAAAUCGAAAGUCACUUCACAGAUGCAAUCAAUUCCAAUGGAUAUCGAUAGAUCCUUCUCACAAGCAAUUUCCGAAUCCAGUGACAUCAAAUCCUCAACAUCUGCUUCUAACCAUCAAUCUUUCUCAAUGAUGAAGCAAGAAUUUAAACGAAUCUUAGCUGAUACUCAGUUAAGAUACGAAAAAGAACUAGAACAAGAACGCCUGUUGAGACAACAGUUGGAGAACAAGUUGGAAAAUAAAGGAUACCGCUAA
Messenger RNA from Kluyveromyces lactis, 1017 nucleotides. It is a transcript of the gene PEA2, whose product is annotated as Pea2p. NCBI's taxonomy places the organism in Eukaryota, Fungi, Ascomycota, Saccharomycetes, Saccharomycetales, Saccharomycetaceae. The transcript has a single exon. The record is from RefSeq and is a predicted model, not a curated record. The coding region runs from base 1 to 1017 and encodes 338 amino acids.